UAGCCAAGACAUGGAAACAAUCUAAAUGUCAACAGAUGACUGGAUAAAGAAGCUGUGGUUUGAGAUGGUGUCACCUGGAACUUGAGCCAACUGCACAAGAGUAUUGGAGGUCUGGUGGGAGACCAUGGCCAAGAACAAACUAAUAGAGCAGAAGUCUAGGAAUGUAUUCCACAUAGCCAGCCAAAAAAGCUUUAAGGUUAAAAAUAAAGCAAAACCAGUUACCACUAAUCAUAAGAAGAUAAACAUUGUUAAUGAUGAAAAAGUUAGCAGAGUGAAUAAAGCUUUUGUAGAUAUGCAAAAGAAACUUGCAAACUUCUCAAAAGGCCUUUCCCUUGAACCUCUGCAGAAACAGCUGAUUUGUCAGCAGUGUCAUGAAAACAGCAGUUAAUGUCAAUGAAGCUACAAGAUUAAUGGUUCAGUUGUAAUACAGUGGUGGUGCAUCAAAUUUCCCCAAAAGACCAAUCAAUUAAACAUUUUAUACAAAAAGAAGAUGUGGUACAUAUAUACAGUGGAAUAUUACUUAGUUCUUAAAACGAAUGAAAUAACCUCAUUUCAUUGCAAGAUGUAUAGAACUGGAGAUUAUCAUACUAACUGAAGUAAGUAAGAAGAGAAAGACAAAUAUCAUGAUAUUCUAUUACAUGAGAAAUCUUUUAAAAAGUUAUACAAAUGCUUUUACUUACAAAACGAACAAACUCACAGAAGUAGAAAACAAGCCUGUGGUUACCAAAUGGGAAAGGUAGCGGAGGGACAAAUUGGGAA
Cervus elaphus (red deer) is the source of this 759-nucleotide messenger RNA. Its product is annotated as ribosomal biogenesis factor-like. The transcript has a single exon. Bases 125 to 388 code for a protein of 87 amino acids. Gene Ontology annotation, cellular component: nucleolus. The record is from RefSeq and is a predicted model, not a curated record. Gene Ontology annotation, biological process: ribosome biogenesis. NCBI's taxonomy places the organism in Eukaryota, Metazoa, Chordata, Mammalia, Artiodactyla, Cervidae.